AGAUUGGAACUUAUUUUUGGCAAGUUUUCGAUCCUGAUUGGUUUUUUUAUUAAAUCGGUUUCCCGUUUACUUCAAAUGAAUCCAGAUUAUUUUUUCACAUCUCUUAAAAUAUUUCAUAAUUUUUUAGAUAAAACAACUGGUCGCGAGUAUUUAUUAUGCGAUCUCCAUGGACUAAUACUUAUGAUCCUCCUUUAGAAGAUGGAAUUAUGCCUUCAGACAAAUUGCGAAAACUUGAAAUUGAAGUUAAUGCUGCGUUUGAGGCUUACAGAGACAUGUAUUUUGAGGGAGGCGUUUCUAGUGUUUAUUUUUGGGAUAUUGAUAAUGGAUUUGCUGGUGUUGUUUUGUUAAAAAAGGAGACUGAUGGUGCUAUAAAUGCGAAAGAGGAUGUUAAAGGUUGUUGGGACUCUAUUCAUGUUGUGGAAUGUAACGAGAGAAAGGUUAUUUUUUAUUUAGAAAUAUGGAUUUGCGAGGGGCGAAGGAAUUUUUUGAAUUGUUUAAUUUAUGGGUACUACUGA
Messenger RNA from Meloidogyne enterolobii, 515 nucleotides. Lineage: Eukaryota; Metazoa; Nematoda; Chromadorea; Rhabditida; Meloidogynidae. The record is from the annotation of a GenBank genome assembly.